CGGCUGUGCGAACCGUCCGCCGUUUCCUUGCAGCAGAGGAGAGGAGGUGGUGUCGAGAGACUGGGAACAUUUAGGAACAUCAUAACCUCAAUCAGCUCCACUGUACGAUGAAAUUAACUUCAUUUAUGCCCGCCCACGAACUCCACUACUUUACCUUACUCCUGGUAACCGGACUGUACACUCCAGUGCGGGGAGAGAUUACCAGUCUGGAUGCAGGAAACAUCGAUGACAUACUUAAUAAUGCCGGGGUGGCUUUAGUCAACUUCUAUGCAGACUGGUGUCGGUUCAGUCAGAUGCUGCACCCUAUCUUUGAAGAAGCUUCUAAUGUGGUGAGGGAGGAGUUUCCAGAGGCAACACAGGUGGUGUUUGCCCGGGUGGACUGCGACCAGCAUACUGAUAUAGCACAGCGCUACAGGAUAAGCAAGUACCCCACUCUGAAGCUCUUUAGAAAUGGCAUGAUGAUGAAAAGGGAAUACAGAGGUCAGAGAUCAGUGACUGCCAUCGCCGACUUCAUCCGCCAGCAGCAAGUGGACCCUAUCUCAGAGAUCCAGAGCCUGGAGGAGGUCAACAAAAUAGAUAGAACGAGACGAACCAUUAUAGGCUACUUUGAGCAGAAGAACUCGGACAAUUACCAUACUUACGAAAAAGUAGCCAACAUCCUGAGAGAUGACUGUGUCUUCAUGGCAGCGUUUGGUGAGGUGUCUAAGCCUGAGAGGUUCAGUGGUGAUAAUGUUAUCUACAAGCCAAUAGGAGAGAGUGUUCCUGACAUGGUCUACCUGGGUUCACUAACAAAUUUUGACCUCAUUUACGCCUGGGCACAGGACAAGUGUGUACCCCUCGUCCGAGAGAUCACUUUUGAGAAUGGAGAGGAGCUGACAGAAGAGGGCAUUCCAUUCCUAAUUCUCUUCCAUCAGAAGGAUGACACGGACAGUCUGGAGAAGUUCCAACACGAGGUGGCUCGCCAGCUGAUCAGCGAGAAGGGCUCUAUAAAUUUCUUGCAUGCUGAUUGUGAUAAGUUCCGGCAUCCUCUGUUGCACAUCCAGAAGACUCCUGCCGACUGCCCUGUCAUUGCCAUUGAUAGUUUCCGCCACAUGUAUGUCUUCCCAGAUUUCGCCGACCUCUCGGUUCCUGGAAAACUGAGGCAGUUUGUGUUGGACCUUCACUCUGGAAAGUUGCAUAGAGAAUUCCACCAUGGUCCUGACCCCACAGAUAGCACCCCAGGACAGCAGGAGGAGAACAAAGAAGCAGCCAGUAGUCCUCCAGAAAGUUCCUUCCAGAAGCUGGCCCCCAGCGAGACACGUUAUACCAUCCUCAGGGACAGGGACGAACUGUGACCUCCAACUAACAACAGCAAUGCUACCGUAUCAUCACCCAGCCCAGAACCCACGCAGCCAGCACUGCUGCUGCAUCACCUCUAUUUUCAUAAGUUUUAUUUUGGAUAAAAAAAAAAGUGAGAGAAGGAGAAUAUCUGAAGAUUUUUUGGUGGGACAGGGAAAGAAAGUGGAAGAUUGUUUUUACUUUUACUUUUGGAGCUUGUAAAUAUGUAUGUGCUCUGCGGGUCAGUCUCGUCUAAAUUAAAUAUGGAUUUUUUUUUUUGUCGACCCUUAGGUUUUUGUUUAUCCACUUUUUUUUUUUGUAGGAAGAGAAAUACAGAAAUAUUGAUGGUCCCCCCUGUUGGGGUCCACACGCUCAAACCAGUUUGGAUCUCCUGUGCCGACAUGUGAAAUCAUGGAAAAUUUAGCUUCCAGAUGACUCUGCAGUCAACCUGUGGUCCCCAACUUCAGUCCUCAGUAGUGCGUGAGAGUGCGUGAGAGUGCCUUGGUACGUGUGUUUAUUAGUCUGUAUUCUUGUGUACUGUGGGGUUCCAGACUUCACUCGUUACGAUCCAGAUUUGGUAGUCUCAUAUCAGCCCAUUCCACAGUGAUCAGUGGUUAGAGGGUGGGGUUUUCUCAGGGGUGGGGUUUAGAGGGACAGGUUGUUUGUAAAUUGGUCAUCUCAGAGGGGGAAUGGAAACCA
Messenger RNA from Colossoma macropomum (tambaqui), 2016 nucleotides. RefSeq names its product endoplasmic reticulum protein 44 (gene erp44). The transcript has 11 exons. Bases 108 to 1334 code for a protein of 408 amino acids. The record is from RefSeq and is a predicted model, not a curated record. NCBI's taxonomy places the organism in Eukaryota, Metazoa, Chordata, Actinopteri, Characiformes, Serrasalmidae.